Messenger RNA from Capsella rubella, 539 nucleotides. Its product is annotated as putative lipid-binding protein AIR1. The coding region runs from base 37 to 393 and encodes 118 amino acids. NCBI's taxonomy places the organism in Eukaryota, Viridiplantae, Streptophyta, Magnoliopsida, Brassicales, Brassicaceae. The transcript has a single exon. The record is from RefSeq and is a predicted model, not a curated record.
ACAACCAUCCAAAUCUUAUUUAGCAUCUUUGACAACAUGGCUUCAAAGUACAUGACGGCAAUGAUGGCUCUCUACCUUACCUUCAACCUCGUCUUGUUGGGAUUCACUUCAGCCCAACCCACUUCCGCACCUGUGUGUCCCCUUAACCCCACCGACGCCGGGAUUUGUCAAAACGUACUUGGUCUCAUCCCCCUCAACACCCGAAAUGUGGCUCCAUGUUGUACUGUCUUAGCUAGGCUUGAUACUCCUCUUGCUGCUGUAUGUGCAUGCCAAGCCGUAAGACUCAAUGUUAAUGUUCUCGGCAUCAAUCUCAACGUCAACCUCACUUUGAGAGUUACUGAGAUCCUCGGUCUCUGUGGUUUGCCAGUACAAACUGGUUUCCUCUGCCUUUAAUAAGUAAACAACAUGCAGAACUAAUCUUAUAUAUACUUUGUAUUAAGGUCACUAAAAUAAGCAGACACGUUCCGUAAUAUAUCGGUUCAUGGUGCAACUAUAUAUGUGUAAUGUGUUAUUAAUAAAAAGAACUAAUUUUUUUUUUA